Messenger RNA from Salvia miltiorrhiza (redroot sage), 3834 nucleotides. RefSeq names its product probable leucine-rich repeat receptor-like protein kinase At2g33170. The coding region runs from base 418 to 3669 and encodes 1083 amino acids. Gene Ontology annotation, biological process: protein phosphorylation. The record is from RefSeq and is a predicted model, not a curated record. Gene Ontology annotation, cellular component: plasma membrane. NCBI's taxonomy places the organism in Eukaryota, Viridiplantae, Streptophyta, Magnoliopsida, Lamiales, Lamiaceae. The transcript has 3 exons. Gene Ontology annotation, molecular function: protein kinase activity; protein binding; ATP binding.
CAUUGCAUUCGGAUUCUGGGAUUUCUCUCCCUUUCUUGAAAUUUCUUUUAUGAAUUUAAAUUUUCCCACCAUUCUUGGAAAAAGACUUGAAUUUUAAAUUGAUGGUUCUGUUAUAAUUUAUGAACUACAUGAGUUUUGCUCUGUGUUCUUCCCAAGGCAUUACUUGAGCUCUGGUGGAAUUUUCUGUUGGGAAGUUUACUAGUUUUCAUGGAGCUAAAGCAGUAACCCUUUGGUGGAUGGGAUUCUUGAAAUUUCCCAAUCAAGUCAUCAUUUCAUGCAUCUUCUUUUUCAUUCUGAGUUGAAGCAGUGAUUAUGAUUGGUUGAUAGCAAUUAGGGCUUGGUAUAUUUGGGAAAAUCCUUGUAGCAGAAUCAAGAAAUCACUUUUCUUGUUGCUAUCUCUGUGACUGUGACUAGAAGAUGUUGAAUUGGAGGAGAGGCCUCUUUUGGGGAUUCAUAAUGAUAGUGAUUUCUCCUUCUAACGCAUUGAGUGAGGAUGGAAUCCACCUUAUAGAGUUGAAGAAAAGCAUGAUUGAUCCCUUCAAUUUCCUCCAAAGUUGGAAUCCAAAUGAUCAAACCCCCUGUGAUUGGCUAGGUGUGAACUGCACAACAGAUUCCAAUCCGGUCGUUUGGUCCCUUGAUCUCAGCUUCCGGAAUCUUUCCGGGACUCUGAGCUCAUGGAUUGGUAAUCUGGUGCAUCUCACUUUUCUUGAUCUCUCCUUCAAUGGAUUCAGGGGUAGGAUUCCUAAAGAGAUUGGAAUCUGUUCCAGUUUGGAAGUCCUCAUCUUGAACGACAAUCAGCUCGAUGGCGAAAUCCCACCUGAGUUAGGCAAUCUCUCCCAUUUGGCAUACCUGAAUUUGUGCAAUAACAUGAUAUCUGGUCCUAUCCCAGAUGAAUUUGGCAAACUAACCUCUCUUGUCCAGUUUGUUGCCUACACGAACAACCUCACGGGCCCCCUGCCUCGUGCCUUUGGUAAUUUGAAGAACCUCAGAGUCUUUCGUGCAGGGCAGAACGCGAUUUCUGAGAGCUUACCAGCCGAGAUAGGCUAUUGUGAGAGCCUCGUGGUUCUUGGUCUUGCCCAGAACCAACUCACGGGCAGCCUACCUAAAGAGCUCGGCUUGUUGCAGAGGCUAACUGAUCUGAUUCUAUGGGGUAAUCAGUUCUCGGGGUUUAUUCCAAAGGAGCUUGGAAACUGCACGAGCCUUGAGACGCUCGCGUUGUACCAGAACACGCUCGUGGGAGAGAUUCCUCCCGAGAUUGGCAACAUCAAGUAUCUCAAAAGGUUGUAUCUCUACAGAAACAGUUUGAAUGGAAGUAUUCCAAGGGAGAUUGGGAAUCUUAGUUUUGGCCUAGAAAUCGAUUUCUCAGAGAAUUAUUUGUCUGGUGAGAUUCCUAUCGAGUUAACUCAAAUAAAGACACUGUAUUUACUCUACUUGUUUCAAAAUGAGCUCACUGGUGUGAUCCCACCGGAGCUCAGCACGUUGAGGAACCUCACCAAGUUGGACUUGUCGAUUAACAACCUAACCGGCCCUAUCCCAUACGGCUUCCAAUACCUGCCUCGAAUGAGCCAGUUGCAGCUCUUUGAUAACAACUUGAGUGGAAGCAUACCUCAGCGUCUUGGCCUGUAUAGCCGGCUUUGGGUGGUUGAUUUCUCGGAUAACCACCUCACCGGUAGAAUCCCGCCUCACAUUUGCCAGCAUUCCAACUUGAUACUGCUGAAUCUCGAGGCCAAUGACUUGUAUGGGAACAUUCCUUCCGGUGUCAUCAACUGCACCUCGUUGGUGCAGCUCCGUGUCAGUGGGAACAGGCUGUCCGGGAGCUUCCCUUCCGAUAUAUGCAGAUUGACGAACCUCUCUGCUGUUGAUCUCGCCCAGAAUAGGUUCAGCGGGCCGAUCCCUCAAGGGAUAGGCAGCUGCCAGAAACUGCAGAGACUAGAUCUCUCGGGCAAUUACUUCACUGCUGAUCUGCCUAUAGAGAUAGGCAAUCUGUCGCAGCUCGCGGUGUUCAACGUCUCCUCCAACUUCUUCACUGGACAGACGCCAAGAGAGAUUCUCAAAUGCAAGGCUCUGCUGAAGCUUGAUCUCAGUGAGAAUAGCUUCAGUGGCACCAUACCCAAGGAGCUGGGGAUGCUCUCUCAGCUCGAACGUCUCAUCUUAUCGCAGAAUAUGUUUUCGGGAAGCAUACCGGCUGAAUUAGGCAAUCUCUCCCAUUUGACUGAGUUACAAAUGGGUGGAAAUUUGUUAUCUGGUAGCAUACCUAAUGAGUUAGGCAAUCUUGCUAGCUUGCAGAUUGCGAUGAAUCUGAGUUACAACAACUUGUCCGGGCCAAUCCCGCCCGAGCUUGGAAAUCUCAUCUUGUUGGAGUAUUUACUACUCAACAACAAUGACUUGAGCGGUGAGAUCCCAAGCACGUUUGCGAAUCUUUCUAGCCUGCUCGGAUGCAACUUCUCGAACAAUGAGCUAUCCGGGCCGCUGCCCCCCGUGCAGGUGUUCCAGAAUAUGAGCGUGACUAGCUUUGCUGGAAACAGAGGUCUGUGUGGAGGGCCUCUCGGUAACUGCAGUGGCUCGACACCUUCUGACACGGAUCCUCCGCUGGUAGGAAGCAUGGAUGCUCCUCGAGGGAAGAUCAUCACCAUAGUUGCUGCCGUGAUUGGUGGAGUCUCUCUUGUUCUGAUUGUGGUUAUUUUAUACGUGAUGAGAUGCCAUCCCGUUGAUAAGGCCCCUUCGUCUCAGGAUAAGGACGUACAAUCCGUGGAUUCUGAUAUAUACUUCCCUCCCAAGGAAGGGUUCACGUUUCAGGACCUGGUGGAGGCGACCAACAACUUCAACGAGGCGUUUGUGAUCGGGAGGGGAGCAGUGGGGACAGUUUACAAGGCGGUGCUGCCCUCUGCUCAAGUGAUCGCAGUGAAGAAGCUAGCAUCCAAUAGAGAGGGUAACAGCAUUGAGAACAGCUUCCGAGCUGAGAUUUCGACUCUAGGGAAGAUUAGGCAUCGGAAUAUUGUGAAGCUUUACGGCUUCUGCUAUUACCAAGGCUCCAAUCUGCUUCUGUACGAGUACAUGGCACGAGGCAGCUUGGGCGAAUUGCUUCACGGAUCGUUGUGCCAGCUGGACUGGCAGACGAGGUUCAUGGUUGCUCUAGGGGCCGGUGAAGGCCUGGCUUACUUGCAUCACGAUUGCAGGCCUCGGAUCAUCCACCGUGACAUCAAGUCCAACAACAUACUUCUGGAUGACAAGUUUGAGGCGCAUGUUGGUGAUUUCGGUUUGGCCAAAGUGAUCGACAUGCCUCAGUCCAAGUCGAUGUCCGCGGUUGCUGGAUCGUAUGGCUACAUAGCCCCCGAAUACGCCUACACUAUGAAGGUCACGGAGAAAUGCGACAUAUACAGCUAUGGAGUAGUUCUGCUGGAGCUGCUGACGGGUAAAACUCCGGUGCAGCCCCUCGAGGAAGGAGGCGAUCUGGUGACAUGGGUGCGGAAUUACAUCCGAAGCCAUGCUCUGUCGCCGGAGAUACUGGAUGCUCGUUUGAAUCUCAAAGACUCCGUCACCGUCAACCACAUGAUCACCCUGCUCAAGAUCGCGCUCCUCUGCACCAGCAUGUCGCCCUUUGAUCGCCCAUCCAUGAGGGAGGUCGUCAUCAUGCUCAUCGCCUCCAACGAUCCGCCUCACUCCCACUGACUAUUUUUCUCUCUAAUCUAAUCCACUUUUUACACCAGAGUAUUUGAUUUUAGUAUCAUACAAAUUAAUGUAAAAACGAAUUAGUGCUAGUACAUCUGCUUCUGCAGAAUUAAUUACGUGUGUACAUUCUGCUUACUUGAUUGGAUACACUUAUAUGAUCAUCUA